Molecule: messenger RNA, 1191 nt
Organism: Effrenium voratum
Lineage: Eukaryota; Dinophyceae; Suessiales; Symbiodiniaceae
Source: the annotation of a GenBank genome assembly
AUGAUAGAUGACGAUGGAUGCGCUUUGUCUGGUUACAACAGCCAGUUUUCCGAGGGCUUGUCCAGCGAGGUGGCUGCCUCCACCAACUACUUGGGUAAGUUGCAGACGCAGACACCUCCUGACUUGCAGAAGGUGGUCUUCAAUUCCAAUUCUUUUGUCAACACCAUCACAGUGACAGACGCUGGCACUCUGGCAGUCUGCUACUGCGCCGUCACUGUGGACAGCACGUGUCCGGAGCCCUCCAACUGGAAGCUGGUGACUCACCUCACGGUGAAGGGCCCUCAGAUCAACCAGCGCUGGACCUUCUCCACCAACGUGGUCUUCCGCUUCGGCUACGAGGGCUUCGGGCUCACUUCAGGCGAUACCAUCCGAAUCAUCUCCUCGGAUGGCAAGUGCACAGACAACAACUACAACCCCAACACUGCAGCCUUCGCCUACACCGCGCUGAAGGUGAAGUGCCCAGUGCCCUGUACCGACGUGACGCUGACCGGCGGCACAGAGCCGGGGGAUCUCAGCACCAAGGUGCUGUCAGCGGAUGCCUACAACUGCGAUGUCAACAAUGAGAACUGUGAGACGAACGACAUCACCACCAUCACAGUCAUCAGCGAGACUGAGACGGAGCUCGUCUUCCAGAAAGACCAUAUGAUGCAGACAGGCGAUGAGAUCACCUUGGGGGCAAACAUCUUCUGCGAAGCAGGUGAUCCUGUAUGUACAGAUGAGAUGCUCACUGCCCUGAAGGGCGCCUUCCCCUUCGCGGACGCGGCCACCAACAGCGGCACGGCACCAGAGUCCUACCUCGCAGCGCACAAAUUCACCACCUCGACGGAUCCCAUGCGCGGGCGCAUCCGCAUCGGCUGGCCGACUCCAGCGCCAAAGUUCACCAUCAUCUACGCGGGCGCGAGGCCUGAGAUUGGCUACAUCGGCAGGGGCGGGCUUUGGACUCACCACAGCCGAGCCCAGACGCGGGAGGAGAUCAUGGCCACCGCCGAGCGCGCGAACUUGCGGGUGUGCUGGCAGUUUGGUGGCAAUGGGGCCAAGUACGUGGAGGAGAUUGGCAAGAUGACCAUCCGCAACCCUGCUACGAUGCUGGGAGCCACGCUCAGCAUGAGCAGUUCAGCCAGAAAAACGGCGGUGCCGAUGAUUCUGACCUUCACAACGGCCGGUGGCGUCACUGGCAUGCGACGGCUCUGA